AUGGCUAGCAAUGCGGAAGAACCACCAGCGAAGCGGCGGCAUGUUUCUAAUUCUCAAAGUCGACAGGUUGAAACAGUCGAUGACGACCUGAAACUUGGGAGUGCAAGAGACGAGACGAGCAGACAUCACAGAAAAGGGAAAGGGAAAGGGAAAUGUGAACGGCAGUCGUGGUCUUCAAAGUCCUCGUCUUCGUCUUCGCCUUCUGGGAGGCGCUCACCUCAACGACCACAGUCACUACAUGAUCUUCCCACGAUCACGGCAACAGAGAGCAGUGGUCUGGAUCUGGACUCGGAUCAUGAUGCUGAUGAAAAUGAAAAUGAAAAUGAAGAGGAAGAGGAAGAAGAACCAACGUCAUCUUCAGGGACUGACGAAUCCGACACCGACUCGGACUCGGACUUCGAUGAAGGGAGCGACGCUACCCUCACCGCCAACCAUCUACUAGACAUGUUGACCUCCUCCACCACGUCUCGACGACAAGCGCUCAAUACUUCUACUUCUGCUUCUGCUUCCUCGUCUUCCAGGGAAAGAGAAGUGGAAGGACAAGAGGAUGAGGAAAAAGAAGGGGAAAGACCACCAUCAGAUCUCAAAUCUCGACUCCAGAACUUCCUGCCGCAACUACAAAAAGCCAACAAGGACCUAGAGACCUCAUCCGCAUCUGACAUGACGGUAUUGAUGGAGCGGAGGAUCGACUACGUCCCCGACGACGCCGAGCAAUAUAUUGAAAUGAACCUGGGUUUGGGGGUGUUGACUGAACAGAAGCCAUCCUUGGUCUCGACAAGAGUUGAAGAGGACGGGGUGGAAAUCAGGCUGAAGCGGGACUGGUCGAGUACGGAUGAUGAGGAAGAACAUGGCGGCAAUGACGAGGAUGAUGACGGCGAGUUUCUGUCUGGUGGUCCGAGACUGUCGCUGCCAGGGGAAGACUCUGAUACACGGGGAUCAAGUCCGGGUCAGGGUCAGGUUCAGGGUCAGGGUCCGGUUGAAGAUGUGUUGGCUCGAUUGAUGGGGGAAAGGGUGCAUAAAGGCGGUCGGACGAAGAGGAAAGUUGAGGAGUUGGGAUGA
This is a messenger RNA of Capronia coronata CBS 617.96, 1059 nucleotides long. RefSeq lists its product as uncharacterized. NCBI's taxonomy places the organism in Eukaryota, Fungi, Ascomycota, Eurotiomycetes, Chaetothyriales, Herpotrichiellaceae. The record is from RefSeq and is a predicted model, not a curated record. Gene Ontology annotation, biological process: box C/D snoRNP assembly. The coding region runs from base 1 to 1059 and encodes 352 amino acids. The transcript has a single exon.